This is a messenger RNA of Esox lucius (northern pike), 4116 nucleotides long. RefSeq names its product low density lipoprotein receptor-related protein 3 (gene lrp3). Gene Ontology annotation, molecular function: protein binding. NCBI's taxonomy places the organism in Eukaryota, Metazoa, Chordata, Actinopteri, Esociformes, Esocidae. Gene Ontology annotation, cellular component: plasma membrane. The transcript has 11 exons. The record is from RefSeq and is a predicted model, not a curated record. The coding region runs from base 616 to 3027 and encodes 803 amino acids.
CACCGCGGGAUGGGGGCAAAACAAAAAAAUCUAUUAGGCAUACCAAACUGAAACGACGGAAUAAACAAAGGGUUCACCAUUACUUGAGUAUGACAGGCAGCGUAUUGUGCAGGGUAAUUAUUCACGGCCACAUUCUCGUCCAUAUUGUACAGAAUAAUGCAUACAAAUAGAUACAAUACUCGGUUGUGCUAGGUAAACAAGCGCUAUCAUAAACGUUCCGAACCGGAAUAAAGCAGCGAAAGCUUAAGACGCCUGCAGCCUAAGUAUAUUUUUGUUCUCGCUCGGACGGUCUCGCGAACGCAGAUACUUUAUUUCCAUUACAGAACAACCGUCACAGCAGAAAACAAACCAGGAGCAAUUCACAGAGACGGACGCUGUACGAUCCCAUUUCCCUUCGCCGGGCAUCACUACAUUGCGCUAGCGCGAAGCAAAUCAUCUGGGUAGUUUUUUAUGGCGUUAUAAUCCCUUUCCGCUUCCUCGUGGUUAUUCUUUGUACAACGAAGGGACGUGGGUUCAUGACAUAUUCAAGUGGGACGGACAAUAUUCGGAGGCUCUCACUACAGAUGUUAGGGAAAUUACCCCCAAGAUGACAAAAGAACGACUUGGGCAAAUGGAAUGAUGGAUCGGUUUGGAGCGCCAGAGCUUCUGUUGAUCAAAUGGAUAUGUAUACGGUUCGCUUUGGACUGCGUUGUAGCCUGCAGUGGGAAAGUGGAGAUCCACUCAGAGAGAAGGGGUGUGAUCUACAGCCCCUCCUGGCCCCUAAACUACCCCCCCGGAGUCAACUGCUCCUGGAACAUCCAAGGAGACAGGGGAGAGGUCAUUACCAUCAGUUUCCGUAACUUCGACCUGGAGGACUCAGGUCGCUGCCAGGGGGACUGGCUGCUCCUGGGACCCACAUGGAGGGAGGAGUACCGGGUGUGUGGCUCUAUGCUACCCCCUCCGUUCAUCUCCUCCAGGGGGAGAGUCUACCUCUACUUCCACUCUCAGACCAACAGCUCUGGACUGGCCCAAGGCUUCAGAUUGUCUUACAUCAGAGGUCGUCUAGGCCAGUCCAGCUGUCAGUCUGAUGAGUUCCUCUGUGGUAACGGUAAAUGUCUUCCCCGGGCGUGGCGCUGUAAUGGCCUCGAUGAGUGCGGAGACACUACAGAUGAGCGGAGCUGUGCCCCGCCCCCCACUCCUCACCGCGCAUCCCUGUGUUCCCUCGGAACCCUCCCCUGCGCCCAGGCCCAGUCCACCCGGUGCCUGCCCCCCUCGCUGCGCUGUGACGGAGCCCGGGACUGCCCCGACGGCUCGGAUGAAGCCGGGUGUCCUGACACAGCCUGCGGGAAACGCCUGGGGAACUUCUAUGGAACAUUCGCUUCUCCUGACUUCUUCCGUCCCAACCGCAGUGCUGUGGGAGAGCUGAGGUGCUCCUGGCAGUUGGACACACAGGACCCCAAGCCCAUCAUUUUGCAGCUGGACCUGGGGCUUGGUCCUGCAGACUCCCUCCAUGUGUAUGAUGGGCUGGUUCAGAGGGCAGAGCGCCUCCUGCAGGCCCUGUCGCAUCAUAACAACCGCAGACCAGCCAUGCUGGAGUCCAGCCGAGGACAGAUGAGUCUGCUGUAUAUGGCCCAGCCACGGAGCCCUGGGCACGGAUUCAACGCAACGUACCAGGUGAAGGGAUACUGUUUUCCUGGGGAGCACCCAUGUGGCGGGGACCAAGGCUGUUUCUCUGAACGGCAGCGCUGCGACGGGUACUGGCACUGCCCCACGGGUCGCGAUGAGGAGGACUGCCUGGUCUGCCAGGACGGGGAGUACCCCUGCGAGGGCGCCAGUGGAGUCUGCUACCCGCCGUCCGAACGAUGCAACAACCAGAAGAAGUGCCCUGAUGGGUCGGAUGAGAAGAACUGCUUUGACUGCCAGCCCGGGAACUUUCACUGUGGCACCAACCUGUGCAUCUUUGAGACGUGGCGCUGCGACGGGCAGGAGGACUGUUUGGACGGCAGCGAUGAGAGAGACUGCCUAGCAGCAGUGCCCAGGAAGGUGAUCACUGCAGCACUCAUUGGCUCACUGGUCUGUGGCCUCCUUCUGGUCAUCGCUCUGGGCUGUGCCUUCAAACUCUACUCCCUCCGGACCAGAGAGUACAGAGCUUUUGAGACCCAGAUGACUCGUUUGGAGGCAGAGUUUGUUCAGAGAGAGGCUCCACCCUCCUACGGUCAGCUGAUUGCCCAGGGCCUCAUUCCACCUGUUGAAGACUUCCCUGUAUACAAUCCUACUCAGGCGUCUGUGCUCCAGAACAUUCGUACGGCGAUGCGGCGGCAGAUCAGACGACAUUCCUCCCGGCGGGCCACAUCUCGCCGUCGCCUCGGCCGCCUGUGGAGCCGCCUCUUCCACCGAGGAACCCGUUUCCGGGGCCAGACACCCCUCCUCACCCCGCCCGGCCCCCACCCGGGUCAGGUGGCCCUCGGCCUGCACUCCUAUCACACCACAGGGAGGUCCGGGGGCGGCGGGGGGCCGAUGACAGCGAGGACCCCAUCGCCCUGCUCCACAACCCCGCAGGCUCUGUCCGAGUCUUACCCCGCCUCGGAGUCACCCCCGUCACCCCUGUCCCCCGUCUCCCCCUCUGACAGCGAGCUGUCCGCAGGUUCCCCGUGUUCCCCAGAGAGCCGGGGAGGCAGAGUGAGUUUCCCGUCCAGCCCCGGGCAGGAGGACGUCUCCGCAGCGCCCCACCCCUGCUCGCUGGCCCAGCAGCGCCUCACGGAGGGCGACACGUGUCAUUACACCCGCCGGGCCUCCAGGAAAAUGGUCCUGGGCCUGGCAGCCAACCUGAGAGGGGUGGCCUUCCGGCAGUACUCCCCCCUGGGGCUCCCCUCCCCUGUUACUCCCCCCGUCCGCACCCCUGACCCGCAAACGCCCCUUUUCCACCCCUUGACCUCGCCCCAGACAUCAUCCCCAUCAGAGGACAGUGAGAGGGACCAGGGCCACCCUGAGCUGGACGUUCUGGGCAGCAGUGAUGAGGAGGGAGGUGAGACCCUGGUCCGCUACUAGGGACCUACCUGGGCGUGAAGACAGACGUCUGUGUUCGCCCGGAAUUAACGGCAUUGUCACGAUAACUGUCAGUUAUAAUGUACAUCUAGAACAUUGUCGUGGACCACAGUUUCUUUAUAUUACAUCUUCAAACGACUGCCACUUCAAAUGUUGGAGCCGUCGAUGUUCCCUGUAGCCGUCACAAACAUUAACAAACGGGUUUCAUUUGAAACAUUUCUCUAACAGUGCCAUGUAUAUUGUUAAUGAACGAGAUCACAUUCUGUUUGGUCGAUGUCGAUCAUUUUCGGUUUAUAGUUCCAGCUGGUAGGGAACUGUCUUUUCUAACUUGACCAGGUGCCAACACACAAACACACACGUACACAUACACACAUACACACAAAACACACACACACAAUACACGCAAUCAAACACACACACUAUCAUAGAAAGACAGGGCCUAUUUCGACAGAAGGCAGCCCAGUGGUUGAGCAUCAGUAACCAGAAGGUUACUUGUUUGAAUCCCUGACCCGGAAAAGGGAAUAAAUGUCUGUUGUUUAAGACAGUUCUUCCCUAAUUGCUCUUUGGGCUCCUGGUGUGGAAGCCACCCAAACAGUUACAGUUUGGUGAAUUUCUGAAGGAUAUUAGACUGUCACAAUCUGAAAGUCACAAAGCUUACACCCCUCCUCCCAUGUCCUGUCACCCCCCCCCCACCUUGAUUCACACCCCCCGGCCUCACUCAGGGCAUUUCAUCCACUAACUGACACUGACUGGGUGGUGUGGUUUAGUCGGACAUCACCGUCUGGAUUGCUGAAAUGACAAAUAGGUUGCAACAGGAAGAGGAUGUUCUGAAGUGUUGUUGUACACGUGAUGUCCAUGUUUGAGAUGUCCGAGUGUGAGAUGUCUCUGUGACAUGUCUGAGUGUGAUGUCUCUGUGACAUGUCUGAGUGUGAUGUCUCUGUGACAUGUCUGAGUGUGAUGUCUCUGCGACAUGUCUGAGUGUGAUGUCUCUGCGACAUGUCUGAGUGUGAUGUCUCUGUGACAUGUCUGAGUGUGAUGUCUCUGUGACAUGUCUGAGUGUGAUGUCUCUGUGACAUGUCUGAGUGUGAUGUC